Molecule: messenger RNA, 4084 nt
Organism: Oncorhynchus masou masou (cherry salmon)
Lineage: Eukaryota; Metazoa; Chordata; Actinopteri; Salmoniformes; Salmonidae
Gene: chn1
Product: chimerin 1
Exons: 7
Coding region: 483-1490 (335 amino acids)
Biological process (GO): signal transduction; positive regulation of GTPase activity
Molecular function (GO): GTPase activator activity
Source: RefSeq, a predicted model, not a curated record
UUCCCCCUCACUCUGGUAGUGCUGGCAGCAUCCAUCCACAGUACACACACUGUGCUGUCUGUGUUCCAGAGAGAAUAUAUCAGCUCUACACAGGGAGGAGAGGAUUAACUCAACAUCAGCUCAUCUGCAUAUUCCCAGGGAACACAUAAGCACCCAAGGCUUCUUCUCUUCUCUAUCCAACUCCAGCCAUCACAGGACUUGACACUCUCAUCGUUGGAGCACCGUUCAUCCCAACUCUCUCUGCUGUGAGAGGAUUUAAAGGAGGACACGUCUUUCUGCUUUUUGGAUUUUGCCAUUUUUGUGUUUCUUCGCUAAGUUUAGGCUUGUCAAAUUGGAGCAAUGCAAUUCACAUGACAUAGUUUAGACUAGUUCUAAGUAUCCCGGUUUUUCUUUUUCUCCUUCUCCAGGGGACCUCUGACUUUUUUGACUGCUCUAUAGGGCUUGCUGCUUGUUCAUCUGAUUUGGUCAACCUGAGUGUCAGAAUGCCAUCCAGGGAGUCUUACGAGGUCCGGAAGGGAGAGAAGUCUUUGGUGCACAAGGCAAAGCAGGAGGCCAACCAGCAGGACAUACUGGCUGCUGCUCUGGGGAUGAGGAUCUCAGGACCCCAGAAACCUCCAGCCACUAUCUGGCAGCCUCUCAAACUGUUUGCCUAUUCACAGCUCACCUCGCUGGUCCGCAAAGCCGCACUGAAGGAUAACAGCCUGCCGCCCAAGUACGAGAAAGUCCACAACUUCAAGGUCCACACGUUCCGGGGACCUCACUGGUGUGAAUACUGUGCCAACUUCAUGUGGGGGCUGACGGCUCAGGGAGUCAAAUGUGCAGAUUGUGGCCUGAAUGUCCACAAGCAGUGCUCCACUAUGGUACCCUGCAACUGCGUGCCAGACCUGAAACACAUCAAGAAAGUGUACAGCUGUGAGCUAACAACCCUGGUGAAAGCUCACAACACCAAGCGGCCCAUGGUGGUGGACAUGUGCAUACAGGAGAUUGAAUCGAGAGGACUGAAGUCUGAAGGGCUCUACAGAAUAUCUGGAUUCAGCGAUUCAGUCGAAGAUGUCAAGUUGACAUUUGACAGAGAUGGUGAGAAGACAGACAUCUCUGCCAAUGCCUAUGAAGAUAUCAACAUCAUCACGGGUGCACUUAAACUGUACCUCAGAGAUUUACCCAUUCCUGUCAUCUCCUACGACGCCUACCCCAGGUUUAUCGAGACUGCAAAGCUGGAAGACCCAGAGAAGCGGCUAAAGGCCUUCCGUGAGGCUCUGGAACUGCUGCCUGCAGCACACAGUGAAACCCUGAGGUACCUCAUGGCCCAUUUAAAGAGGGUAACGUUGAAUGAGAAGGAUAACCUGAUGAAUGCGGAGAACCUGGGCAUUAUUUUUGGGCCCACUCUCCUGCGUGCCCCCAACCUGGACGCCAUGACGGCACUCAACGACAUCCGCUACCAACCGCAGGUGGUGGAGUUCCUCAUCAAAAAUGAAGACAUCCUCUUCUGAAAAACAGACACAUCCAUCCUGCUAAGAUAAGGAAGACAUCCUCUUCUGAAAAACAGACACAUCCAUUCUGCUAAGAUAAGGAAGACAUCCUCUUCUGAAAAACAGACACAUCCAUCCUGCUAAGAUAAGGAAGACAUCCUCUUCUGAAAAACAGACACAUCCAUCCUGCUAAGAUAAGGAAGACAUCCUCUUCUGAUAACAGACACAUCCAUCCUGCUAAGAUAAGGAAGACAUCCUCUUCUGAAAAACAGACACAUCCAUUCUGCUAAGAUAAGGAAGACAUCCUCUUCUGAAAACCAGACACAUCCAUCCUGCUAAGAUAAGGAAGACAUCCUCUUCUGAUAACAGACACAUCCAUCCUGCUAAGAUAAGGAAGACAUCCUCUUCUGAAAAACAGACACAUCCAUCCUGCUAAGAUAAGGAAGACAUCCUCUUCUGAAAAACAGACACAUCCAUCCUGCUAAGAUAAGGAAGACAUCCUCUUCUGAUAACAGACACAUCCAUCCUGCUAAGAUAAGGAAGACAUCCUCUUCUGAAAAACAGACACAUCCAUUCUGCUAAGAUAAGGAAGACAUCCUCUUCUGAAAACCAGACACAUCCAUUCUGCUAAGAUAAGGAAGACAUCCUCUUCUGAAAAACAGACACAUCCAUCCUGCUAAGAUAAGGAAGACAUCCUCUUCUGAAAAACAGACACAUCCAUUCUGCUAAGAUAAGGAAGACAUCCUCUUCUGAUAACAGACACAUCCAUCCUGCUAAGAUAAGGAAGACAUCCUCUUCUGAAAAACAGACACAUCCAUUCUGCUAAGAUAAGGAAGACAUCCUCUUCUGAAAAACAGACACAUCCAUUCUGCUAAGAUAAGGAAGACAUCCUCUUCUGAAAAACAGACACAUCCAUCCUGCUAAGAUAAGGAAGACAUCCUCUUCUGAAAACAUACACAUCCAUCCUGCUAAGAUAAGGAAGACAUCCUCUUCUGAAAACAGACACAUCCAUUCUGCUAAGAUAAGGAAGACAUCCUCUUCUGAAAAACAGACACAUCCAUCCUGCUAAGAUAAGGAAGACAUCCUCUUCUGAAAAACAGACACAUCCAUCCUGCUAAGAUAAGGAAGACAUCCUCUUCUGAAAAACAGACACAUCCAUCCUGCUAAGAUAAGGAAGACAUCCUCUUCUGAAAAACAGACACAUCCAUCCUGCUAAGAUAAGGAAGACAUCCUCUUCUGAAAAACAGACACAUCCAUUCUGCUAAGAUAAGGAAGACAUCCUCUUCUGAAAAACAGACACAUCCAUCCUGCUAAGAUAAGGAAGACAUCCUCUUCUGAAAAACAGACACAUCCAUCCUGCUAAGAUAAGGAAGACAUCCUCUUCUGAAAAACAGACACAUCCAUCCUGCUAAGAUAAGGAAGGAAAGAGACAGAUUUUUUUGUAAAACAGCUUGAUGCUGGCUAAACACUUUUUUGUGCAAAGACUUGAAGGAACUUUUCUAUUGCAUUUGUAUUACAUAUGAAUCUUUGUAAUUACAUUUGUGAUACAUCCAUUUCCACUCCCAGUUAAGCAGUCCUGAACCUUACUUUCUCUUCCCCUGUAAUGGGUGUGGAUGGUGAUGUACCUUAAACUUGCAUGUCUGUCUCCCCAUUUUUGUCGGGGCUUGUGUAGAACACUGAUGGACCAGACUUGGCCGUGUCUUUAUUUUGUGUAGCUUUGUAGCGGUAACCUCGCAUGCGAUAAAUAUUGUGAAACAUUAACCAGGUUUCCAUCCAACCUUUUAAUGCGUGUAACGUACAUGUCGGAUAAAACAUUUAAUGACAGGCCUGAUGGAAACAGAUCAUUUUGUCGGUAAACUUGCCAAAUGUCAACAAAACAAAAUACGCUAGACAAGGUGGGACCUUUUCGUGUCGGUAAAAUUAAUUACGUGAGAAAUGUUGGUGGAAACAAUUUUAUGCGCAAAUAUUGAUAUAAUAACCAUCAUAUCGAAGUAAACUUGGAGUGGUUGUGUGGUCCUCCCACUAAAGUUGUGUGGUCCUCCCACUAUGACUCGUAGGGAAAGCAUGCAGGUAUCUUUAUGUGCAAUACAUCAUCACACACAGACUUUUAUCCACAAGUCAAUUUGAUGGAAAAACAUCUCUGGUGGGAAAAUGCUCAUAUUGUUUUUAUACAUAUUUUAGCAUAUUCACAUGAAAAUAUAUCACCAGUUGGAUGGAAAUCUAGCUAUAGUUACUCUGCUAUUAUUUGUCAUGUAGAUUUACAGGAUUCUCCUGCCAGUUGCCCAAUAGGCAAUUGUUUUUGUGAAGCAUUGUAUACCUGGAUGUGAAAUAGACUACUGUAUCUUCUCUGAACCUUUGUAAUUAUCUUUGACUGAUUCGGUCUUUUUUGCCUUUUCAGCUGUUUUAGAAGUAUUUUUUAGGGGAAAUGCAAAGCCUCUUUCAAUCAGAAAACAAUCAGUGUACCUUUAAAUGGUCUUUUACAUUUGCCUGACAGUCAAAACUGUGUUCAAACUGUUACCUUUGUGCAUUUAAUGUUUGUUCUUCUUAAAAAUAUUUUUGUACUUAAUUUGCGCAUGUAAAUUAUAAUUUAUUAAACCUUGCUUGCUGAAAAUGAA